UGAUUAUUACGAUGUUGUAAGCCUCGAGAUAGUGUCCUAAAAUAGCACAGCCGGUGUAUUGCACCACGAGGAGAAAACGAUGCCUGGAUAAUAUAAACAGACCGCAUUAAUGACAGUUCAGUUAUAUUAACUGGCUGAAGCCUUGCCCGUGUUGUGAAUUACCGCUAUGGUGCUAAAAUCGUCAAAAUACGGUGUUUGCUCCGGGAAUACUUUGCGGGCGUCCAACUCGCUUUACAACCGACAGUACUACACUCACAGUUCAAUAGUGAGGCAUUAUGUCGGAGGAGGAACGGAGAAGAAAAAACUCCAAAUUCAACAGUUGAUUGAAAACUUCGAUAUUCCAGAUUUCGAUGUUGAAUUCUCGCUCAACAAAAGAGAACGAUGGGUUUUACCUGAAGUAAUCAGAAUAUACAUCCAGUCCGGUGAGUCGCCUGAAGACUCUACAAAAACAGAUUUAAUUUUGAGGCAUAAGUUGAAGCGACAAGAUAAUUGUGUCGCUUACUACUCAGAUAAAGGACAUAUAAAGCGGCUUGUUCCGAAAGUGGGACGAUAUUUUGAUGGUAAAACGGCAACAAAUUACAAAACGCGCCAAACGAAAGGGAAGAGAGGUAACAAGACAGUGAUCGACAUUGAUGAAACACUUCAACCCGAUAGUGAUGAAUCAACAGUCAGAUAUGAGAUAUUCUACCCCUGUUCCUCGAGAAGCUCCAUUGUUCAUAACCCGAAGUACACCAAGCCAGAAGGCAGAGACAGUGCCAGCGCCACUGUGAAUGGAGGGAAGAAAAACAAGCGACGAUCUCGUCUAACUUCUCGAGAUGUGAACGAGAUGUUAGGUGACAGGAGCGAGGACUUUGAUUUUCUGAGUGCAGACGACUCCGAUACUGGAGACGUGAUUUCUAGGGGAAACUUUACAUUGAGGGACUUUAUCAAACCUGAAAGGAAAACAAAAAGGAAAACUCGCACUCGGCGACCGAGCCACGAAGACGACGACAGUGAGCGUAAGAGAAGUCGCAUUGUGUUUGUUGAUAAAGAUGUGUCGUCUGCUCGCUCCGUGACAGCAGGAGAUGAAACAUAUUCUCAAGGUGGGAAUUCCCCUUCAGUCAGCCUCAAAGACCCAACAAUUGUCAUUCCUGUAGCUGUAAAAGUUGAUUCAAAUGAGGCUGCUUUUGAUAACCUGCAAACUGUGUAUGGUCGGCGUUAUAUGGAGGCAAAGUGUGAACCUCGCAAGUUCAGUAUUGACAUGACUGACAAACUUAGAGGUCAUGUUAGAACGUCGACAUUCUUCUGGGACGUGACGUCAUCAUCGUUGGAUCUCCAUGGUUACCUUUCAUUUACAGAGGUUAAAGGUCGGGACGAUGCCACCCUGAGUGUCUACAACGUUGCCUUGAACAUUGCUUCUCACAUGAACUCUAUCAAGAUGGACACGGUUGUGGAUAGGGAGACCUACACACUGGCACAGCUAGAGGACAGCUGCCUGUGUUACAUAGAUACACUCCCAAGGGAUGUUUUCGUGAAGCGUGACGCCUUCAAGGGACUGGAGACGCCAUUCAUGUCGUUUCAUCUUGUGAAUGAGGGGAGGAGGUGGAACAUGAACUGUAUCCACCCGCACGAGUUCUCUGACAACGUCUGCAGUCUGCAGGGAACCUAUAGAGAAGCUGCAGAAUUUGACUGUCCUCCCGACGUCUGCGGUAUCUGCUAUGAUGACAUAAAGGUUUCCACUGAAAGUACUGACACACCUUCCCCCGCAACUAGUCUUGACGCCUGUGGUCACUGGUUCUGUGAUAGUUGUUGGAGGCAACAUUUGGUCAGCAAACUGCGAUCUGGACCUUGUGCCUUGACGUGCCCUGAGUAUGGCUGCAGUGUAGAGGCAGACUUCCCCACGCUUCUUUCCUUCCUUCACAUCGGUGACGUCAAGAAACACAUCGAGAGGCAGACGAGUGAGAAGAUCAACUGCUCCGCUCAGGCAAAGUGGUGUCCCAAACCUCAGUGUGGACGGGCCAUUCUGGCAGAAGGACUUCCUAUCAGAAACAGAAGUAUUCCCGUAGUGUGUUCCUGUGGCACAGAUCUCUGCUUUGCCUGCAUGAAGAACGCCCACUGGCCUGCUACAUGUGCCCAGGCCAAGCAGUUCCGUGAGAAGGUGAUUGCUCUGAAGGACUAUGUGACCCUUGCCAAAGAUACUUUCUUUGAACUAUUUCCCAAUUCUAUUACUGUGCGCGGUAAGAGCUGCCCAAAGUGCAGAUGGUUCAUCGAGAAGAUCUCUGGAUGUCCUUACAUGACUUGUCCUUGUGGGGCUCAGUUCUGCUGGACAUGUGGCAUACUCACAUCAAGUAUACACACGUGUUUUGCUGAGGAACUGAGAGAUGUUCUAAUUGAAGAAAAUACCACUGACUGUCCUUGGGCCAAAAGGACACGUUUCUACACCACUGCCUUGGACCAUCGCCAACAGCGACUGAAUGUAAAUAUUCAGAAAUAUCUCUCCCGGGAGCGCACUCUAACCAAACGCAUUGCAGCUGAAAUAGGUUUUAACACGAAUCUUAGAACUCAAAUGUGUGAUCAUUCUCAAGAAAUAGAUGACCAACCAUUUUUCAGAUUAGCUUUCAACUUCAUGAGGCGCAUGCUCAGUAUCAAACUCGAACUUCAUCACGUGAUCGAAAACGUUGCCAUAGCAAUGGAUAACAUGUCACCGGAACGUCUCCGCAAUAAACUCAUGCAAACCUUGACUAGAAUGGAAUCGUGUGCAGCCACCAUCGAAGACGCCUUUGACACAGGACCGUCGCUCUCCAACUCCGAGUUGGUGGGGAACCUGGUGAUUUGCCAGAAGGAGGCUCGUGUUUGUAUCGCCCGUGUCGCACAGUUGAUGAAGCUACUUCAGAGAUCUUCAUGUUGAGAAAACUGUCAAGUCUUCUUGUAUCAAGUGUGUAUAACCCAUGACCCCGAAUUCUGCCCUUCCGACGCUACCUUGAAACUAUGAUUCUUAACAUGUGUUGUUGUUGUGUUUUUUUUAUGUAUUUCUUUCAUUUACAAAAGAUGAUCUUUUGAUCAAAAUUAGCGAAACAAAGUGAUUUUUAACCUUGGUGAUGAGGCACAAUUAUCUGAA
Molecule: messenger RNA, 3097 nt
Organism: Haliotis rufescens (red abalone)
Lineage: Eukaryota; Metazoa; Mollusca; Gastropoda; Lepetellida; Haliotidae
Exons: 1
Coding region: 167-2887 (906 amino acids)
Biological process (GO): regulation of apoptotic process; ubiquitin-dependent protein catabolic process; regulation of mitochondrion organization
Cellular component (GO): cytosol; cytoplasm; ubiquitin ligase complex
Molecular function (GO): ubiquitin protein ligase activity; ubiquitin conjugating enzyme binding; zinc ion binding
Source: RefSeq, a predicted model, not a curated record